UAAAUAAUCCCCAUAUCAAUCCAAAGACAUCCAAUCCAUUUUCGCUACUUCAACUUUCAGUUAGUAGGAGUCAGGAUCAGGCGGCAGCAUGGCUGAUUCCAUCCCCCUCCCUCUCAAAGACCGAGUAGCCAUCGUCACCGGCGGCUCCAGGGGAAUUGGGCGGGCCAUAGCCCUCCAUCUUGCCUCUCUCGGAGCCAACCUCGUGAUCAACUACUCCUCCAACCCAGCUCAAGCCGACCUCGUUGCCUCCCAAAUCAAUUCUGCUUCUGCUUCCCGCGCCAUCACCGUCAGAGCCGAUAUUUCCGACCCAGCCCAGGUCAAGUCCCUCUUCGACUCCGCCGAGUCCGCCUUCAACUCCUCCCCUGUUCAUAUCCUCGUCAAUUCCGCUGGUGUACUCGACUCCAAGUACCCAACCCUGGCCAACACCGCCCUGGAAGACUUCGACAACAUCUUCAACGUUAACGCCAGGGGGGCCUUCUUGUGCUGCAGGGAGGCUGCCAACAGGAUCAAGCGCGGCGGCGGAGGGAGGAUCAUCUGCUUAACCACCUCCUUGGUGGCCGCCUUGAGGCCCGGCUUCGCUGCCUACGUGGGGUCCAAAGCCGCCGUGGAGUCCAUGGUCAAGAUACUGGCCAAGGAGCUCAAGGGGACCGGUAUAACCGCCAACUGCGUGGCCCCGGGGCCUAUCGCCACGGACAUGUUCUUUGCUGGGAUGACAGAAGAGAUGGUCAAGAGGGUUGUGGACGAGAGCCCGCUCGGUAGACUGGGCGAAACAGAGGACGUGGCUCCGCUGGUGGGAUUCCUGGCUACUGAUGCUGGGGAGUGGGUUAAUGGUCAGAUCAUUCGCGUCAAUGGUGGCUACGUCUAAGUCUUCACACUCUUCACCCAUCCACCAUCUCUCUUCUCUGAACCACCUCGAUGCACAAUAAUAAAUCAAAUGGACUACUUCUAUCGGCAUUAGUAAAUCCUCACUUCAUGUCUCCUUUUCAUUAAUGCAACUGCUGGAGUGUAUAUUUGGCGUAGUCUCUUUUCUUUGGAAUUUACAACCUCGCAAGAUUGGCGACGAUGUAGUAUCUUUUUUCUCCUAGUACCCGCACUGAUUGUUAGCCAUGAUGAUUAAUGCAAUUGUGUCUUUUGACGGUUAUGCUGUAUUCUACAGAAAGGGAGGAAAAAAAGGUAUCUAUUCUUCUUUUA
Coffea eugenioides is the source of this 1191-nucleotide messenger RNA. Its product is annotated as NADPH-dependent aldehyde reductase-like protein, chloroplastic. Lineage: Eukaryota; Viridiplantae; Streptophyta; Magnoliopsida; Gentianales; Rubiaceae. The record is from RefSeq and is a predicted model, not a curated record. The coding region runs from base 89 to 865 and encodes 258 amino acids. The transcript has a single exon.